UGCUGCUGUCGCCACCGGAGGACCAUCACAGACACUGCCGCCACCAAUUGGCUCGAGCUCGUCAUCAUCGUCAACAUCAACAUCCUCGCCGCCAUUAUUAUCAAGCCAAAUUCAGCAGCACCAAAAACAGACAAUUGUGAAUAACAUGUUUCCAAUGGGAACACAACCUUCUAGAGGGAAGGCUCCACAAUUACCACAAUUGCAGCCACCAACAAUCGGUCAACAUGGCCAAUUCACCGGAUCAUUAGUCGUUGGGUCAGCUGGUACCGGUGGUAAUGGUGGAGGUGCUACAACAGGUCCGAUUGGUAGUGUUGCAUCAGGAAGUUCGGUUGUUCCAUCGACAAGUGGUCUGCAAAGUGGUGGAGGAAACGGUGGUUCCGGAAAUGGUAGUGCUGGUAGUGGUGCGGUAGGUGAUCCAGGCUAUACUGGACCAAAGUUUAUAUCACCUCGGCGACCAGAUUAUGGCCAUUUCGGACAUCCUAUUCAACUGCGAGCCAAUCAUUUCCAGAUCACUAUGCCACGUGGUUUUCUUCAUCAUUAUGAUGUGACCAUCACGCCAGAAAAAUGUCCAAGAAAAAUUAACAGAGAAAUUAUCGAAUUGAUGGUCCAAGCAUACAACAAAAUAUUUGGAAACAUAAAACCCGUUUUCGAUGGUCGAAAAAAUAUCUACACACGUGAUGAUUUGCCUAUAGGCCGUGACAAAGUCGAACUGGAAGUAACACUACCUGGUGAAGGAAAGGAUCGAGUUUUUCGUGUCGCAAUCAAAUACGUGUCCAAAGUUAAUCUUGAUUUGCUUGAAGAAGCACUUAAAGGCAAUUCUCGUACGAUGCCACAGGAUUCAAUACAAGCAUUGGAUGUUGUCAUGCGUCAUUUACCAUCUAUGACAUAUACACCGGUCGGACGUUCCUUUUUCUCAACACCCGAUGGUUAUUUUCAUCCUUUGGGUGGUGGUCGUGAAGUUUGGUUCGGUUUUCAUCAAUCGGUCCGUCCAUCACAAUGGAAAAUGUCAUUGAAUAUUGAUGUUUCAGCGACUGCAUUUUAUAAAGCCCAGCCAGUAGUCGAUUUCUUAAUGGAAGUAUUGGAUUAUCGUGAUGAUCAUAUCCGUAAAGCAUUGUCUGAUUCUAUGCGGGUUAAAUUUACCAAAGAAAUCAAAGGUCUUAAAAUUGAAAUCACACAUUGUGGUACUAUGCGACGAAAAUAUCGUGUAUGCAAUGUUACCCGACGUCCGGCACAGCUACAAUCUUUUCCAUUGCAACUUGAAAAUGGUCAAACCAUCGAAUGUACUGUGGCCAAAUAUUUUCUGGACAAAUAUAAAAUGAAAUUAAGAUAUCCAAAUUUGCCUUGUCUUCAAGUCGGUCAAGAGCACAAACAUACCUAUCUUCCAAUUGAAGUGUGUAAUAUUGUAUCUGGUCAACGAUGUAUCAGAAAAUUGACAGAUAUGCAAACAUCAACGAUGAUCAAAGCUACUGCUCGUUCUGCACCAGAUCGUGAACGAGAGAUAAAUAAUCUCGUAAAGAAAGCAGAUUUUAAUAAUGAUCCCUAUGUACGUGAAUUCGGUUUAAGCAUAUCGAAUAUGAUGAUGGAAGUAAAAGGACGAGUACUGCCCCCACCGAAAAUUCAAUAUGGUGGGCGUACAAGACAACAAGCUUUUCCAGUUUUAGGUGUAUGGGAUAUGCGUAACAAACAGUUUCACACGGGUGUCGAAAUCCGAACAUGGGCUAUUGCUUGUUUCUCACCGCAACGUUUGUGUCGUGAAGAUGCAUUGCGUUCAUUCACUCAAAGUUUGCAGAAAAUUUCCAAUGAUGCUGGCAUGCCCAUCAUUGGACAACCAUGUUUCUGCAAAUAUGCUACCGGUGCUGAUCAAGUGGAACCUAUGUUUCGUUAUCUGAGACAAACAUAUGUUGGCCUACAAUUGGUCGUAUGCGUGUUACCGGGCAAAACACCCGUCUAUGCGGAAGUUAAACGUGUUGGAGAUACUGUAUUAGGCAUCGCUACCCAAUGUGUGCAAACAAGAAAUGUUGUCAAAACAUCUCCACAAACAUUAUCGAAUUUAUGCUUGAAGAUUAAUGUCAAAUUGGGUGGUGUCAACAAUAUCCUUGUGCCCUCUAUGAGACCGAAGGUGUUCAACGAGCCUGUGAUAUUCCUCGGUGCAGAUGUAACUCAUCCACCAGCAGGCGAUACUAAAAAACCAUCCAUUGCAGCUGUUGUCGGUUCAAUGGAUGGCCAUCCCAGUCGUUAUGCAGCAACUGUCCGCGUUCAACAGCAUCGCCAAGAGGUCAUUCAAGAUCUCAGCACAAUGGUGCGCGAAUUGCUGGUACAAUUCUAUCGAUCUACAAGAUUUAAACCGUAUCGUAUAAUAAUGUAUCGUGAUGGUGUAAGCGAAGGCCAAUUUCAGCAAGUAUUAACCCAUGAAUUGAUUGCCAUCCGUAAAGCAUGUGUUCAACUUGAAGACGAUUAUCGUCCUGGCAUUACGUUCAUUGUUACACAAAAACGUCACCAUACCCGGCUAUUUUGCGCCAACCCAAAAGAACAAAUCGGCAAAAGCGGCAACAUUCCGGCCGGUACCACUGUGGAUGUUGGAAUUACACAUCCUACAGAAUUUGAUUUCUAUUUAUGUUCGCAUGCUGGUAUACAAGGGACAAGUCGCCCUUCACAUUAUCAUGUAUUAUGGGAUGAUAAUGAUUUCUCAGCGGAUGAAAUUCAAGUGCUGACCUAUCAACUUUGCCAUACAUAUGUGCGAUGUACUCGUUCGGUAUCGAUUCCAGCUCCGGCUUAUUAUGCUCAUCUAGUUGCAUUCCGUGCUCGUUAUCAUCUGGUCGAUUUAAAAGAAUCAGAAAGAUUGAGUUUAGCCGAAAUCGAAUCUAAUACUUCGACUUCAUUUUCGGAAAAUGAACCACAUCCCACUGGUGAAGGUACCAGUCAUUAUCCUGGAACGAAUUUGGAUGAACGUACAACAGCUGCAAUGUCACGAUCAAUAGCAUUACAUCCAAAUUCAUUCAAUGUCAUGUAUUUCGCUUGAACAACUUUCAGUAAAUACUGAUAAUUGUUGAAUACUUAACCAGCAGUAAAAUCCGAAAAAGCCACAAAUAUUAAUUUUGUCUUAAUCAUCAUGACCAAUCGUCGUAUUCACUAGCAUAUCUUCACUUUAUGAUUACAUUUGUUGUUGCAAACA
This is a messenger RNA of Dermatophagoides pteronyssinus (European house dust mite), 3172 nucleotides long. It is a transcript of the gene AGO1, whose product is annotated as protein argonaute-1. Gene Ontology annotation, molecular function: protein binding; RNA binding. Lineage: Eukaryota; Metazoa; Arthropoda; Arachnida; Sarcoptiformes; Pyroglyphidae. The record is from RefSeq and is a predicted model, not a curated record.